ACUGUUGUAGUGUUGAAGAGUCAGAGGCGACUGCAGGACACAAACCAGCUUUGCUACAUAGUUCAGUCAGGUCCUAUGUGGAGAUGCAGCCCAGCAGCAACAGCAGCAGUGAGAAAUCAGAGUUGCAGCAGCUGUGGGGAGGUUGGAGCACAAUGGUGAAGCGCUAUUAUGAUGACCCCAAGGUAGCACAUCUGAUGAACACAAGAAUCGGGCAGUACCUCAGCACCCACCCUGUCUUCGCUCUGACAGUGCUGCUGUUUGGCGCCAUGGCCGCACUGCCUGUCGGGCUUUUCCUUUCUUUUGCUCUUGUGACCUUUAUAAUGGCAGCAGUAGGUUUUGUUUUCUUUGAAGGGUUCCUCUUGUUUAUAGGAGGAGUUACUCUGCUGUGUGUGCUCACCGGUAUCGCCUUCUUCUCUGUCAUGGCUUCAUUCAUCUUCAGUGCCCUUUAUAUCAUCAUCACCAACAUCUUUCACCGCUAUUACCCACAUCUGAAAAAGCAAAGGAAAGUCCAGGAGACGGAGAGUGAAUCUGACACUUCAGAAACGAAAGACACGCAGUAGCUCAAUUCUUCUUCUCUCUCGAUUGUCAGCUCUCAGGUGAAAGAAGUUCAGAAUCGCCGAGGGUACGAACGCCUUAAAUCAGCACUACUGAAGAGACCCUUGAAUGUACUAUGUGUAACAGAUUUCCUAAGCACAAAGAUUCCCUGAUUGUUACUGUGUGUCUACAGCCUAAAUAUUAUGGCUGAACAUUUUUCUAUAAUGCCUGAUUGUAACUAUCUCUAUGUUUUAUAUAAGUUUAAAAUAUCUUUGAGAGCCAAAGCAUGGAAUAACUAAUCUUUGAACUGCCUUACUAGUUAAAGCUAUAGUGCGUAACUUCUGUCGCCUCCCAGCCGAUAAUGCGUUAUUACAACUAAUAAGCCAGCGGCACUUCCAUGUACACAGAGUAACACUCGCCAGUCGCCACACACCGU
Epinephelus lanceolatus (giant grouper) is the source of this 970-nucleotide messenger RNA. Its product is annotated as lipid droplet assembly factor 1-like. The record is from RefSeq and is a predicted model, not a curated record. Lineage: Eukaryota; Metazoa; Chordata; Actinopteri; Perciformes; Serranidae.